CUUCGCGCAUGCGUGGAUUGGUCGGAUACAAAGAUGGCGUUUGACGAAGAAGGCCUAAACGUGCGCGUUAUAGUUCUGUAUUUUUAAUCAGUGCGUACAUGUGCACAUAUAUGUCGUUUAAUAAAGUAAACAUCGUUAAUAAUUGUUUGUAUUCGGAUACAAUAGUCUGAGCGCGUUUAACGCUUCUCGUGCUUGCUAUCUAGCUUAGCUCGCUAGUUAGCUUAGCUUGUUAGCUGCUAACAACGAGACGCGGACGUUAUCAACACAUCGCCAAGUAGAGAUCAAAUGUGAGUGUAAAGUGUUGUGAUUGUGUGAAAAUGUGCGAAAGAACGAUAGCAAAGUAUGAGGAGGAACUUUGUCCAACAAAAGAGGAGAACGAGCGAAAACAUCAACUUAUGGACGCUGUUUUCAAGAAACAUCAAGUUGUGUUGCACAGAAGAGACGUCUGUGAAGAACAUCUUCUACCUGAGGAAGAGGAAGACUCACUGACCUCCCACUUUAAAGAGGAAGAGGAGGAACACAGCAUCAGUCAGGGGGGAGAGCAGCUUGACUGGUUGGAGGAGUUCCCAGUGAUUCGUGUUAUUGUGAAGGGUGAAGAUGAUGAGGUCAAAGGUGAAAGUGAGGAGAAGAGAGAGGCGGAGUCUCCAAGCAGCAGCUCAACUCAACACAUGACAACAGAAGCUUAUGGAGACCACUGUGGAGGAUCACGAGCAGACACGCUCUUAGCUCCACUAUCAGAUAGUGAGGACACAACGUCACACUCUCCUGACACUGAUGAUGAUGACUCUAAAGAUGAUAAGACAUGUCACACUGACAACACUCACUUGAAUUGUUCUCACUGUGACAAAACCUUUAAAUACCAUUGUUAUCUGAAAAUACACAUGAGAACACACACUGGAGAAAAACCUUUUACCUGCUCAAUCUGUGGUAAAGGUUUUGCACAAAGUCAGUGUUUGAAAAGACACACGAGAAGACACACUGGAAUAACCCCUUUUACCUGUUCAGUCUGUGGUAAAGGUUUAGUAACGAGUCAAAAUUUGAAAUAUCACAUGAGGAUACACACCAGAGAAACACCUUUUAUCUGUUCAAUCUGUGGUAAAGGUUUCGUACAAAAUCAAUGUUUGAAAAGACACAUGAGAAGACACACUGUGGAAAAAAACCCUUUUACCUGUUCAGAAUGUGGUAAAGGUUUUGUACGAAAACAAGGCUUGGACGCACACGUGAGAACACACACUGGAGAAAAACCUUUUAUCUGUUCAAUCUGUGGUAAAAGUUUAGUAACAAGUCAAAACUUGAAAUUUCACAUGAGGAUACACACUGGAGAAAAACCUUUUGUCUGUUCAAUCUGUCGGAAAGGGUAUGCACAAAGUCAGUGUUUGAAAAGACACAUGAGAAUACACAGUGAAGAAAGCCCCUUUACCUGUUCAGUCUGUAGUAAAGGUUUUGUACGAAAUCACAGUUUAAAAGCACACAUGAGGAUACACACUGGAGAAAAACCUUUUACUUGUUCAAUCUGCGGUAAAGGUUUUGCUCAAAGACAAUCUUUGAAUGUACACAUGAGAAUACAUACUGGAGAAAAACCCUUUAUCUGUUCAAUCUGCAGUAAAAGUUUUGCGCAAAAAAGCAGUUUGAUGGUGCACAUGAAAGUACACACUGGAGAAAAACCUUUUACCUGUUCAAUCUGUAGUAAAGGUUAUGUACAAAGUAACAAUUUGAAACUGCACAUGGCAACACACACUGGUGAAGAAUCUCAUUCCUGUUAAAGCUGCAACAGAAGCUUUUGUAAUCGAUCAUUCUUUGUAGCACACACAAGAACACACACAGGAGAGAACGUGUUGAGUUGCAGUGUGUGUGGUGAAGUAUUCUCUUAUAUGUACCUGUGUAAGACACAAUUGUGCUGGUGAAAACAGCAGCAGCAAAUGAAGCUGCAGUAUUUGAAAUAAACUGUCAAAGCUUAAUUUUUGACUUCCUAACCACAUUAGCACAUAUAACGUGUGAUCGUUGAAAACUGUUGUGUGUAACGCAAUCUUGUUAAUAUGCUUCUACCAUUCAUUGGUUGGCUACUUUAGAUUAGUGUAGGGUAGUUUAAUUUUUGAAAUAAUGACGUGUUACAUGUUGUCAGAAGAUAAAGUCCUUUGUUUUACAUUUUAUUUUAUACCUUCAUCUUCUGGACCACUUCAGGAAGCAUAUUAUUUACUUUAUACAUACUUUGAACAGUUGUCUUUUAUACAAUUUCAAAAUGUGUGACUUUAUGAAUCAUUUGUUGGGUCUCCAUAAUACAUUUUAUGAUUUUUUUUACUCUCUUUUGUAACAUGAAUAUUGUGUUGUGAUUGUUUUAUAUGUAUGUCCCCAGAUCUAUAUUCAAUAUAUAAAUGAGAGAAGAUGGCAGGAAUAUUUGUGGAAGGAUGGUUUUGUCUUCAAGAAUCUACA
Molecule: messenger RNA, 2430 nt
Organism: Entelurus aequoreus (snake pipefish)
Lineage: Eukaryota; Metazoa; Chordata; Actinopteri; Syngnathiformes; Syngnathidae
Product: gastrula zinc finger protein XlCGF57.1-like
Exons: 2
Coding region: 318-1763 (481 amino acids)
Biological process (GO): regulation of transcription by RNA polymerase II
Cellular component (GO): nucleus
Molecular function (GO): RNA polymerase II transcription regulatory region sequence-specific DNA binding; DNA-binding transcription factor activity, RNA polymerase II-specific
Source: RefSeq, a predicted model, not a curated record